Molecule: messenger RNA, 1144 nt
Organism: Magallana angulata
Lineage: Eukaryota; Metazoa; Mollusca; Bivalvia; Ostreida; Ostreidae
Exons: 4
Coding region: 1-876 (291 amino acids)
Source: RefSeq, a predicted model, not a curated record
AUGCAACGUUCUAGUGAUGAGUAUGCUGAUUUAAUCUCCAUUCCAUGCGAAAAACAUUUCAGAAUUAGUGGAUUGGUCUGUUGUGAUGGAUAUUUGCUUAAUCAAACAACUGGGCAAUGCCAAAGGUGUCCACUUGGGUACUUUCUCAACAACUGUUCUAAAAAAUGCAGUCCUCCUAACUAUGGAGAAGAAUGUCAAUAUGUUUGUCGAUGUCCUUAUCAAGAUUGUCAUUUUGCCACUGGAUGUCCUCAACGUUUGGAAACUUUUACAGUCUAUCAGCGCCUAAGCUCAUUUCGAAGAGAUACAGCUCAACAGACGACAUUUCCUUUGACAAGAACAACAACACACAUCUUUUAUGGAAGCGACAGUCAUAUUUUUUCUGUUAAAGUUAGCAAUAAUGCCAUCACCCGAAUGACAUAUGUACCAACAGAGAUUGACGUGUUCAAAAAUGAUUAUUUAGUUCGUAUAUUUCAAAUUAUCGUGAGCUUUAUAGGGGUAUUUGUCAUAGUUUUCACCAUAUUUGUGAUAACUCAUAUCUAUAUGAAGUGUUUCCGGAAAACUACAAAUGAAGUUGAAAUUAAUGUACGUAAAGAAGCUCAAUAUAAAGCUUUGAGUUUAAGUGCAAUUGGAUCCAAAAGUGAAAUACAGCCAGGACCUCGGCAAAAAGAAAGCACUGACUGUACUUACCUUACGCCGGUGUUUAAAGAUACUGUUAAUAGUGAAGAAACUUGUCACUCGGAUGAAAACGUAAUGAUUUUCCAAGAAACGUCAUUUAAAAGACAGCAAAAUCAGCACAAACCUGCAGAUAUGUCAAAUUUAACUCCUGAUGCCGGAUCAACAAAUGUUUAUAUCGAGAUAAUAGAAGAUAAUAUUUAAUUUAAUUUAUAUUUUAGUUUAAGAUUAUGCAUUUCCACAUUUACAAUUGACAGGAUUUCGGCAUUGUGCAUGUUUACAGAAGAAAAUAAAAUAUUUGUUACAGUUUGUAUUUUUCAGUGCAGUUGAAAACUUUAAAUACUAACAAAUGUUUUGGAGCAGUUAGCUUUUAAAACCAAAACUACAUGACUUUUUGUUCAAACAAUUAGAUCUCAUAUUUUUAUUCAAUACCUGUACAAAAUACUUUCAAAUAAUUUGUAAAAUCAAUUUG